Molecule: messenger RNA, 1074 nt
Organism: Akanthomyces muscarius
Lineage: Eukaryota; Fungi; Ascomycota; Sordariomycetes; Hypocreales; Cordycipitaceae
Exons: 5
Coding region: 1-1074 (357 amino acids)
Molecular function (GO): catalytic activity
Source: RefSeq, a predicted model, not a curated record
AUGUCUGCAGUGACUCGACAGUACAAGGCGGCCGCCGUCCAGGCUGAACCUGGCUGGUUUAACCUCGAAAAGUCCGUUCAGAAGACUGUUGGUCUAAUCGAGGAGGCUGGGGAGAAGGACUGCAAGCUCAUUGCCUUCCCUGAGCUAUGGAUUCCAGGAUAUCCUUACUUCCAGUGGCGGGUUAACUAUCAGGACUCCCUGCCACUUCUCAAGGAAUAUCAUCAAAACAGCUUGCGACCUGAUUCCACGGAGAUGCAGCGUAUCCGGGCCGCUGCGAAAGCUGCCCAGAUUUUCGUAUCGCUGGGCUACUCGGAGCUCGACGGCCAUACUUUGUAUACUACGCAGAUCAUCAUUGACCCGACGGGCGCCGUCAUCAACCAUCGUCGCAAAAUCAAGCCGACACACGUAGAGAAGCUUGUCUUCGGGGAAGGCACCGGCGAUUCGCUGAACACCGUGGUUGACACGGAGAUUGGCAGGCUGGGCCAUCUGAACUGCUGGGAAAACAUGAACCCAUUCCUGAAGGCUCUCGGCUGCGCCCAGCAUGAAGAGAUUCAUGUUGCAGCAUGGCCAGCCUACCCCCCGGCCUCAUCCCUCAAGUACCCCGACCCUUAUACCAACAUCUCAGAGAUGCAGUCAGAGUUCGUGACACCCGCCUACGCCUAUGAGACAGGCACAUGGACAUUGGCGCCGACGCAAGUCGUCACUCGCGAGGGCGCACGACUCAACCUCCCGAAACGUCUGCAGGACGACGAAAAGGCUGUCGAUGCUGAAUUUGAAGUCAUCGGCAACGGCUUCACUCGGAUCUAUCGACCUGACGGAUUCCGUGCUGUGGAAGACCCACCCAAGACCUUUGAGGGCCUCGUUGUGGCUGAUGUCGACCUUGACGAAAACCUGCUUACAAAGCGUCUUGCUGAUUUCGGGGGACACUAUAUGCGCCCAGAUCUAAUCCGAUUGCUCGUUGACAAAUCACCCAAGACUCUUAUUGUCGAUGCUAAUACAACCGAACCGAAGGAGUACACUAGCACUUUGGAGAGGCUGGGUCUUGGUAAACCACUCCCUGCAAACGAGGAGUAA